Molecule: messenger RNA, 6504 nt
Organism: Haliotis rubra (blacklip abalone)
Lineage: Eukaryota; Metazoa; Mollusca; Gastropoda; Lepetellida; Haliotidae
Product: MAP kinase-activating death domain protein-like
Exons: 33
Coding region: 193-5154 (1653 amino acids)
Biological process (GO): regulation of Rab protein signal transduction; regulation of apoptotic process
Cellular component (GO): cytosol
Molecular function (GO): guanyl-nucleotide exchange factor activity
Source: RefSeq, a predicted model, not a curated record
CUUGUGCAUUAGAGGGCGUUGAUGGAUGUUUUGACGUCAAAGGAUGCUUAACAUAUCGUCGGGUUGACACUUCUGAUUUCCCAAUUCAGAGGAUAUGCAAGAGCGAAUAAGAUGACAUGUAACCAGACUCAUUGAUAAACAUUGGAUAAAUAUGGUCCGAGUCACAAACCGAUAUAAACUCUUGAUCCCAUAAUGUGUGACAGGAAAUACUUCUGCCCACGACUACUUGAUUAUAUUGUUAUAACUGGUAGUCGGCACCCCAACCAUAACAACCAUGUUGCCCAGACUCCUGAACUACUCCGCCGCUAUCCCCUAGAGGAUCACAAAGAUUUCCCCUUACCAACAGAUGUCAUCUUCUUCUGCCAGCCUGAAGGAUGCAUCAGCGUGGGACCAAAGCGAAUGAGCCUCCGUGAGACAACAUCUUUUGUCUUCACACUGACAGAAAAGGAUUCGGGCAUUGUCAGAUAUGGCAUCUGUGUUAACUUCUUUCGUCCAUUUGAAAAAAAAAGUUAUUCUUCAGACUGGCAGAAAACCGAUAGAUUGAAUCUUUCUAUAGGUAGCACCAACUCAACAGAUAUUGUCAGUUCCGUUGAAUAUGAGAAACCAAAGUCACCAAGGACAAAACGGAAAUCAAGAAGUGCAAGCCGUGUCCGCAACAACACUCUGACAUCAUUAUGUAUUGUUAGUCAUCACCCUUUCUUUUCCACAUUUAGAGAAUGUUUGUUUAUACUAAGGAGACUGAUCGAGGCUUGUCAUGACAGAAGUUGUACCAAGAGGAUUGGCGGAUCAAAGGCACUGACCAGGGACACGGUGUGGGGUGUGUUGACAGGAAUUUGUAGUGACAGCAUCUCGUCACUUGUGAUGCACGAGGUGCGGGAGAUUGAGACAUGGAUCCUGCGCCUGCUUAGUGCCCCUGUCCCUGUACCUGGAAAGACGAGAGUAGAGGUGAGCAUCCUACCAAAGGACCUGCAGCCACCCAUACUGUUUGCCUUACCAGACCACACACGUUUUACACUCAUCGACUUCCCUCUUCACCUGCCUCUGGAACUACUAGGAGUGGACACAUGUCUCAAGGUGCUGACUGCAGUCAUACUGGAACACAAGGUUGUGCUCCAAUCCCGUGACUACAAUGCCUUAUCUAUGAGUGUGAUGGCAUUUGUGUCCAUGCUGUAUCCCUUGGAGUACAUGUUCCCAGUCAUCCCACUGCUGCCCACAUGUAUGGCAUCAGCAGAGCAGUUGCUGCUGGCCCCAACCCCUUACCUGAUUGGUGUUCCUGCCAGCUUCUUCCUGUACAAGAAGGACUUCAGGGUGCCUGAUGAUGUCUGGCUCAUAGACCUUGACUCCAACAAGAUUACAAUGCCCACAAAUGCAGAGGUUCUGCCUCCAAUGCCAGAUCCUGAAGGUGCUAGCCUGAAGACACAUCUCAAGCAGGCACUUGCGAGCAUGAGCAUGACUCCUCAGCCAAUCAAAAACCUUGAUGCUCUGGCUCAAAAUCCAGAGGCAUGGCAACGACGUGAAAGUUUCUCUUCACAGACUGGAUUCAACCCGCUCAUCUAUGGCAAUGAUGUGGACUCAGUUGAUGUUGCUACCAGAGUAGCCAUGAUCCGAUUCUUCAACUCUGCGAACAUCAUGGGUAACUUCUGUGAACACACACGUACCCUGCGCCUCUAUCCACGUCCGGUUGUGGCCUUCCAGAUGUACAGCUUCCUCAAGUCAAGGCCCAUCAAGACUCACUUCACAGCCAGACUUGCCCGCACACAGGCUGUUGAAUAUUUUGCAGAGUGGUCUUUGAGUCCACAGAAUGUGGUGUAUCUACGUGUACAGACAGCAGUAUAUGACCCUUCUCUGAUUGGAGACAAACCAAAGUGGUAUGCUCAUCAGCUACAACCCAUAGAAUUCAGAGUGUAUGAUGAGAAUUCAUCUUUGGGUGCUGCCAUCUCCUCAGCCAAUGAAAUUCACAGUGAUGAAAUACCUACAGAUGAGAGUGGCAGUGACAGUGAAGGGGCUGAGAGCACCAGCUCAUCCUAUUCCUCCCUCAGUGACUUUGUAACUGAUAUGGUCAACAGUGAGAUUGAUGGGGAGUCUCCAGCAUUUCUUCCUGAGAAUCAAGUGUUGGCUGUAGAUGAGUCAAAAGUAUUCUGCCCCCCCAACAAGUUGCACGUCCCUGAGACAACAACAACAACCAGUGACUCAGCUUUGUCUCUCCCAGACAGUGAUCUCAGUUCCUCAGAAUCCUCAAGUCCUACCUACAGCCAUGGCUCACCUCCACGAGACAGGAACAGCAAGGAUAUAGAGGACGAAAACACAGUUUUCCGCUAUGAUUCCGGUAAUGUAACUGCCACCAGUCACUCACACAGUCGACCAGAUAGUGCAGGUUGGGCACAAAAUGUCUCUGACCCACAAAGAAAAUCACCUUUACCUCAAGGAGUAAUACGGAGCAACAACUCUGCGUUUGAGACAUAUGAGAAACCCCGCAUCAGUCCUAAUCUCCCAGGCGUAAAUAGAAGCCUUCUGAAUCGCCAGCAGAGAGGGGGUAGCACAUCUAGUGGUGGCUCAAGUGGAUCUACUAAAAAGGGAUUUAGGUCCCUGUCUGAUCGUGACUCUGACAGGUCAUCUCCAGCCUCCUCCAUCAUAUCAACCAUUAGCAAUGAGCUGACUGACAUGGCACAGUCAGCCACAAACACCAUGUCAGAGUUGUUUGGAAGCAAUAAGGCUGCCACACCCCCUCCACCACCACAACCCAGCACCAACAAGCCAGCCGCCAAACCAUACACACCUCUUGGUACACGGAAAGCUCUUGUCGAGAAGUCUGGAUUGGUCAAACACGCUACCAGUCAGAAGAAAAAAGAGCCUGUGAAACCAGCACCACAAGAGUCUCGGGGUUCUUCAAACAGUGAGAAUCAGCAAUUCUUGAAGGAGGUGGUCAAUCUGAUCCUGGACGGGCAGGGGAUGGGAUGGCUCAAGCUCAAUCGUGUGAAGAAGCUGAUGGAAGAUGAGAACUAUAGGAACUUUGUCAUCAGUCGACUCAACCGUAAUCUUGACAAAAAGCUUUCUGAUGAUGCAAAUCAUCUUGAGGAUGUAUGUAUUACAAAGAAUGUGUUCAAGGGCAUGCUGGCAAUGGUAAAAGCAAUUGUCCAUGGUCUGGAGCACACAUUCCAGAACCAUGGCCUUGGAGGUAUGGCAAGUGCUUUCAUGGUGAUGGAGAUUCUACACACACACUAUUGGGCCCGCGAGAUCACCAGCAGUAACCGCAGUGACACCAGCCUCACACCAGAUGUGUCCUCUCUGCAUGGCAGUCAUGAGAGCCUCUCAUCCAAAGGAGAAGACUCCCAGAGGAUAGACAACCAAAGUCUCACAGAAACAGAAAACAUGCCUGCAACCAUCAGCCUGAACCCGUCCCCCCGCCAACCCCCACUGUCCCCCAGCCGACAGGACAGCACGGGCUGGUGGGCAGAGCGAGAACGAGACCAGUCACAGCCAAUCAGUGCCGCCUGCAUUUCUGACCAGUCGUCCUCUAGUACCAGCACCAGCACUGAGUCAGGUUCCCCUGUGAUUGUAAAUGGUGAUGAGUUUGAGAACAUAGAGAUCCCUGUGAUGUCAGACAGCAGUGGUCACUCAGAAAACUCUGGAAUUGGAGGAAGUAAUGGUGGUGUUUCCAGACAAACAGGGCUCAGCCCACAGAUGACAGACAUGAACAGGAAUAUUGGCAAAACACCAGCUCAAACAUGCGAUAUCAUUGUGACUGACACAAGUUCUUCCAGAGAUGGGGAGGACAUGAUGCAUGAGCUUGUCAAGAACAAAGAGUUGAUUAAGACCAGCAGGCUAGAUAAGUUUAACAGUAUGGACUCUGAGAUAUCAGAGGCAAGCACUCUUGUCAGCACCAGCUCAGACAACAAUGAUGAGAACCGGAAAAGAAGUCGAAUCAAUCACCACUCCAUUAGAGGAGCCAUGUCAGACAGUGAGAUGGAAGGCUCAACUGGGCAGUCUGCACGUCACAACAAGAGAAACCGUUCUCCAAGUGUGUGGAGCUCCAAGAGCAAUCUCAGUACAGGAUUUCGUUACAAUGAAGGCAAGAUGAUCAACACUAGCUGUCCACAGAACCCAGAGUUCUACAAGACAUACCUGUUUGAAGGCUUGCUUGGUAAAAGUAGGAGUCGAUUGUUUGACCAGAUGCAGUUUUGGGAGGACUUGUUUCUAGAUGCUGUUGCUCAGGAGAGAGACAUUAUUGGCAUGGACCAGCGUCCCUCAGAGAUGAUUGAGCGGUAUCGAUCUCUUGGUGACAUGGAGCGGAAGCGUCUAGAACAUGAUGAGGACCGUCUGUUGGCUCAUAUGUUGUACAACUUAGUGGGAUUUAUGGUGAUGAUGAAUGUUCACAAGUCUGAGGUGAAGAAGAAGGUACGACGUCUGCUGGGUAAAUCUCACAUAGGACUCAUGUACAGUCAGGAUGUCAACAAUCUUCUGGAUCAAAUCAACAACCUGCAUGGUAAUGAUAUUGACCUGCGUCCUCUUGGAAGUCGUCAGAUGCAGAAACAGUCUUUCACUGUUCACUGGGGUACUGACAACGGUGGUGAUAUGUUAUUCAUGGAGGUGUGUGAUGACUGCCUGCUGUUGCGCAGUGUGACAGGCACAAUACAUGACAGAUGGUGGUUUGAGAAGCUUGUCAACAUGACGUACUGCCCUAAGACGAAGGUUCUCUGUCUGUGGCGCAAACAAGCAGACAAAGUUCAGCUCAACCAAUUCUAUACCAAAAAGUGCCGAGAGCUGUACUUCUGUGUGAAGGAAUCAAUGGAGAAAGCUGCGAGCCGCAACACUGGGAAGCUUCCAGGUCCUGAGCUAGGUGGGGAAUUUCCGGUACAGGAUCUCCGGUCAGGUCAGGGAGGCCUCCUGCAAGUCUGUAUGGAGGGAAUAGGCCUGCUUCUUGCCAACAGCAAAUUCUUUAUUGAGCUAACUCGUAUCAGGAAAUGCUUCACACAGAAGGGAGGCAUUUUUGUGCUAGAAGAAUUUGAUCCCAAAACUAAACAAGUAAUACAGCACAAAUUCAAAUCCAGCAUGGCCAACGAGGCUGCACUCAUGAUGCAUAGGAUAUUUUCUGUGCAAUACGCCAAGUUACGAGCCAAGGCCUUACUUUUACCUGAUGAAAAUGGAAACAGCUGACCAGAUGUGCUAUGCAGUCCUCUGUUUGUUUUCUUAUGUUGCAGCAGGUUUAGAACAGAGAAAACAAUCUUGACACAGUCACCAGUUGAUGAUUCUAGCCUUCCUCCUGACGAUACAUUCUUCCAUUUUGUCCUUCCUUCCGUCAGAACAGAUAGUCAGGGCAGUUGACAUGAUCGUAGAUCUUAUCAUCUGCUCCACCAUACAAGUUCUCCUUCAUUCCACAGUAUAAUUGAGAGCCUAUGUUUUUUUUCUGAGAAAUGUAUUCUUAUUCAUUGGUGCUUAAAGCUAUUUUUUCUGAUAUUCUGCAUUUAUUCUGCAACAGUUGUGUGUUCAAUUGUUUGGAAGUAUUGUCUUCCAAGCCGGAAUAAAUAGAAAAUUUCCUUAGAAUAUUCCUUUAUGGUCAGAAUAAUUAAUGGUCAUGAAUCAAAUUCAUCCUCCAUCAUGUAAACAGUAUGCAUACUUCAUUUUGUUCAAUUCCAGUGGAAAUCCAGUAGCUUGAUGAUAUUAUCUUCUAGAUCUCUGAUUGUUGACAGCUUGAAAAAACCCCAACAUACUGCUCAGAUUGUUAAUGUAUAAAUAUAUUCUUGUGCCUCGUAAAGUGCUAAAUUAUUUAUUUUUUACUUACAUAUAAAUAUAUAUUAUAUAUAUAUAUACUUAUACAAAUGAUUUGUAAUCCGUCAAACUGUCAUUCAUGUUAGAAUUUGUCAUCAAAUCUGGAGGUAUUUUGUUUGUGCUUAAGUAGUGACUGGUGAUCAGUUUGUUCUCUGUUCUACUGUUGCCUGUAUUAUCAAAGAUUCACAAAGAAUGAACUACCUUAAAAAUGGCACCAUCUUGUAACACUGUUAAAUACUAAAUUAUGUUUUGUGUUAUUUUAUGCAGAUCUUACCCUUUUUCAUAUGAAGUAUUUUCUGUUGAUACCAAGACAUUUUCAAUUAAAAUUACUUUCGUCUUUUGGGGUUUCCCGUUUGUGGACAAAAUGUAUCUGUCACAUUUUCUGAUAAUGUUGUAGUGUUUUCCUCAACGUGUGAAUAUGUAUAUUUUCCCAAGAGCAAAAGUUAGGCCCUCUGACUAUGAAAUUUUGUAAUCUUAAUCACAUUGAUGUAGUCUUGCGUUAUUUUGUCAUUUUUUCAAAAAUCAGUUGAAAACACUUCAGAUGUAAUUGGAUUUCCUGCAGUGAGAUGUAGACAUAGCUGUUCAGAACUAACUCCAUCACCUACAUGUUCUUUUGCAAACUGACAACAGCAAGAUGGUAAAGCAUGCAAGAAAAUGUAUUCCAUCAUUCUGAAUUAGGGACCAUUCAUAAUUUAUGGCUUGGGGUGGGGGUGGGAUGAUGAUGAUGAUUUUAAAGAA